This is a messenger RNA of Anopheles maculipalpis, 6426 nucleotides long. Its product is annotated as HEAT repeat-containing protein 1 homolog. Bases 46 to 6417 code for a protein of 2123 amino acids. NCBI's taxonomy places the organism in Eukaryota, Metazoa, Arthropoda, Insecta, Diptera, Culicidae. Gene Ontology annotation, cellular component: small-subunit processome; t-UTP complex; 90S preribosome. The transcript is spliced from 4 exons. Gene Ontology annotation, biological process: positive regulation of transcription by RNA polymerase I; maturation of SSU-rRNA from tricistronic rRNA transcript (SSU-rRNA, 5.8S rRNA, LSU-rRNA). The record is from RefSeq and is a predicted model, not a curated record. Gene Ontology annotation, molecular function: snoRNA binding.
UGUAGUGAUUUUACCGAUUAUUUUACUUCAGUUGCCAAUGUAAAGAUGGCCACCAGUUUAGCAGCACAGCUGAAACGUUUGGCUGCGCCCCAAACGUCGGCGCAGCAGGAUUUUCGCAAGAGCGCAUCGAUUCUGUUCGACGCCAAGGAAGCGGCAUCCAAAGAUCGGGAAGUAAUAUUCGAUAUUGGCGUGAGUGGGCUGGAGGAGCUGAUACAAAUGCAUGGUGCAUUUGCCCAGUUCGAGGACACGCUGUUCGACAAGAAAUCAAUCGAUUUGCAGCGCUCCGUCGAAAAUCAGGUGGUGAACGAAAAGCUUGACAAUAACAUCAAAAAGUUUUUCUACCACCUUUCGCCCUACUUUAUGCUGCAGCCGGCACACAAGUGCCUGGAAUGGUUGAUACGUCGGUUCGAGAUCCACAAGUACAAUCGGGUUGAAUUUGUGCAUCUCAUACUGCCGUACCAUGAGACGCGCAUUUUCGUCCGCUGUGUGCAAACAAUGCAGGUGGAGGAGUAUAAUGAUAAGCUAGCGUUUCUGGCUGCGGUCGGCAAGUCGGGUGUACCACCGUCCAAGCGUACCAUCAUUGACCAUUGCAUUAGGCAUCCGACGUUUUUGAAGACGUAUGGAAAGUUUGUUAGCAGUGCGGUGUUGGAACUGGGAAGCAAAGCGAAUGCGCUGCAGGCAACUUUUGCCUUCUACAGCACAACAACCUUGGGCAUGCUUCAUAGCGUGGAAACUGUGACGGAAAACCAAGUUGUAGCGGUGCUGAAUACUGUCGGCAAAGGACUCACAUCGAGAGCGAUCGAUUUUGCUGCCGGUGCGUUCAUGAUUGUCGGACAGAUGGUAGUGAAAACGAACCUGGCGGAAACGACGAUCGAGUAUCUGAUUCGACGUGUUUGUGGCGUUCAGCAUCCGGCAUUAACUACCGAAGCGACCAUGCUGCUGGUACUGAUCUUCCAAACGCAGCACGAACGGAUGGUUUCGAUUUCGAAGGAGCUGAUGGAUGAAAUUACACGCUGCAAAUGGCUUACGCCGACACUGUGCACGGUAAAGUCGGACGGUGUCGAUGUGAUUGUGCUGUAUCGUAAGCUGCUGGAGAAGUGUUUGUAUGAAAUAUGUUGCACGACGGGAUCGUUGGCCGAGUACAGCAACUUUUGCGAACAUUUGAUGCUGGAAAUUCAACUGACCGACGAGGAGGCGGAAGAUGUGAUUCAGUGUGUGUUGGAUUCUUAUUUUCACAAGGGUGACCAAUCGGGUAAAGCAUAUAAACCACCAGCAAAAACCGUACAAGACGGAGACACGAUCGAUUUAGACACGGACGAAGAAGAUUACGAGCAGAAGGAUCAAAAUGUGAUCAAAUGGUACUCGGAUUUUUUGAAAAGCUUUGAACGCCAGUACCCAGUCGCAUUCGAUAAGGUUGUGAAGCGUGUCAUGAAGGGCCAAUAUUCACACAAAAAGCGUAAUGCGUUGCGAAAUGUGUUAGGAUUCCUUCUGCAAGCGUCGUACAACGAGAACGAAACAAGUGUGUUCGAAAAUCUCUUCCACUACGAUGCCGAGCGGCGUAAGCACGCGGUUGAAUAUCUGGUCAAAAAUAUGCGCAUCAUAAAGCUAAAGAGCCGUGGCAAGAUGGAUCUGCUGCGGGACAGUGUGCGGGAGAGGCUGGAAGACGACAGCAACGAGGUAGUUGCGGAACUGCUUAAAAUUGAUCCUACCGAGCUGGUGAAUGUGGUCGGUGCGGAAGAGUUGAUCAGCAAACUGAGCAGUCUCGUGCUGAAAUGUGCCGCCAAUCAGACGCGCUGGAAAUCGGUUACGCCACGCCUAAUCGAACUGUUAACGGACGAGCGUAUUUACAGUGCGGUCGAUAUGAUCCGUGUCGUCGUUACGCUCUAUCCACUGUUGUUCCCUCUUGGAGAUGAUCCUGUUGGGAAGCAAAAUGCUGCCAGUUUACUAUCGUCCACCUUUGGCCGGCAAUAUCUGGUGUCACAGUUUUAUGGCAAUGAGGCAAACUGCAACCUGAUACUGGACAUUCUACAGAAUGCCGGUCAAAGCACGAACCCGAUACAGGUAUGCUUCAACAUUUUGCUCCUCUCGUCUGCAUUGCCCACACCGUGCUCUGUCGAGCAGGCGGACCGCGUACUGGAUUAUGCGGUGAAGCAGCUAACAAACCAUCGGUUCCGUUACGCACACACGUCGGACAUUCAGUGUUUGCGGGAGAACAAACUGCCCCAGGAUCUGAUUACGAUUCCGAUACGUUACAUCAUCGAGCGGGUGACGUUUGAUCCGAUCGUUGAAAUGAACUUCGAGCGGCAAAGUGUCUCAUUGAAGCUUCGGUUGCGGAUAUUUAACGAACUGCUGGAAAAGUACUGUACGAUCGAUGUGAAGCACGAUCAGCUUCGUACGAUUUUCCGGGAUUUGCUCAAAAACUAUCUAACCCGGCUUUAUCCACAGCUGGAGGAUAGAAUAGAAUUUCUGUCCCACUUUUACACCGUACAUUUGAUCGAAUCGACUGCACAUGAUCAAACGUUCAAUUUCCUGAUCAGUCCCGCCUUUCAAAUCCGUUGCCAGCGUCUACUAAACUCCAUUCUGGAACAGUUGAAUGGCACGACGGACUGCAAGAUAACGAGCAACUCCUUCAUCAAUAUCGUACUUUCGCUCACAUCCGAAUCGAUGGUGGUUCGCGAGUGUGGCCUCAAAACGAUCGAGCUUAUCGUUGAGCUAAGGAAGGCGAACGGUCUGUCGAAGGCGUUGAAUAGCUUCCUGCAGAAGCUGUUCGAUCGGCGCGAAGAACUUACCAUGGACAGUGAGCAACUUUCGUUGGUGGUGUUUACGAUCUUCUUCGUGGAAGAUGCGAAACCGUUAAAGCCAACGAUCGAAUGCUUUGUCGCACGUACCGCGGACCCUAGCACACCCACCUACAUCGUGUGCGGUAUAAUGGACUUUAUGAAGCUGCUUGACGAUCCACUUGUGUUGGUCAAUUCAGCCUCCAAGGGUGUAAGCAUUGUGGAGCGUGUCAACAACGGCAAAGAUCAUGUACUGUUCGAUGUGUACGAAUCGAAGCUGUUGCAAUUGCUGAUCGGACGCUUCAAUGUGGACAUAAGCGAGCAUCUAGCGACGAAUGAAAUCUGCCAGCGGCUGGUAACAUUAACGUUGGCUUGCGACAAACCCUUGGUGUUGCCGUUGGAACGGAAAAUCUACACUCCGGCCAUUAUGAUGAUUGAAGCACUCGGCGGAGAAUUGUUUGAAACACUUCCCAAACCGUACACAAAGCAACUUCUCCAGUGUAUCGUUGAAGCAGCAACACUCUCGGAUCAUCCGGAAACAAACUCUGCAACGGCGAAACUGUUCAAAAACAAUAUCAUCAAUGCGGAAUUGGUGGUUGAUAUGCUGGCCGCUAUGUACGAUGGGCGGGCACAGGAAUCGAUCAGCAAACGGAACGAGAAGAGUAAAACGGGUCGUAAAUCCAUCAUUUCCGUAGCUCCGUCCGAACAGGUACUUUCGUCGAAAGUGUGGAAGUGUGGUGUAACACUGCUGGAGUAUUUACAAAACAAGAAAAAGCUAGAAAAUGCUCAUCUGCUCGUACCGAAGCUGUUCGAGUGUCUUAAAUAUUGUCUCGAUUUCGAGGAACAAUCGGCAGUUGAGUACGUCAAACAAAUCAUACUGUCUUUGCUGCUGUACUGCAUCCAGAAGGUGGAACAGUUGGAAAGUGACAAGGCCGGAGACGUAUCACCCUUCGUAAAAGCUAGCAGCAUGUUUAAGGUCGAACAGAUUGUUCAGUGCAUUCGGGGCACACAAAACCCACAAACGCAUCACCACGCGCUUUUGCUACUGGCACACGUGGCACGCUACGUACCGGAACAGGUGCUGCACAACAUGAUGGAAAUCUUCACGUUCGUUGGUUCAUCAAUUGUCCGGCAGGAUGAUGCUUACAGCUUCCAGAUCAUAUCGAAAAUAAUUGAAACGAUCAUACCAACGAUCGCACUAGGCGGAGCAGAGUCCGGUACUACCUCUGCCGACCAGCAGAUGGAGCAGGUUAUUCCAAUUUUAAAAAUCUUUUCCGACAUCAUACUGGAUGUGCCGGAGCAUCGGCGUAUCCUGCUCUACGUGAAGCUACUGCAAACGCUCGGUGCGGCACAGUAUCUGUGGGUGUUUCUGGGCGUGCUGAUCGAAUCGGACGUUAUGAAGGGUGGACAAAAGGCGGAAAAGCGUAAUGCAGCUAAAUCGCGUGCUGAAACUGAGUUAUCCUUAAGCGAGCUGUCGAAGCGAAUGGAAGUUGCACUGCUAAUAGCGAGCGAGUUCGAACCAACCGUCAUCAUCCAGACGUGCACGAAUCUGAUCGAUUAUCUGCGCGAUCUGCCGAUGGAGAUCGAAAAGCGCAAGGGUGAGGCAGAGCUGAUAAUGGAGGUGGAUGCGGUUGAUUCGACAAUUUUCAACGUGAAAACGCACAACGGUCGACAGUUGAAGCAUUUCAAGUACUCGCUGGUACAGUUUGUCGCCGGGCUACUGUCGUCGGUAUUUGUAAUUAACAAAAUCGCUCAACUAACGGAGCAGGAAACGUUGGGCAUGAAGAAGUACUACCAAAACCUUAUCGUUGGUAUAUUAACGUACGUGAAUGCGGUCUCCAAAAUGCUCGACAGGCUGAAGGAGGAAGGUUCGGAUGAAAAGAUACCCCUCUACUGGCGGGCCAUGCUGAAUAACUGCUACGACAUAUUGGAAAGUACAAUCUCGCUACUGUCCGCUGAUACGUUGAUUAUCGUCGUGAAUGGAUUGCUAAGCCAUCGGUUUUUGAUGGUGCGCCGCAAGGUGAUUGAACUGCUCAACAACAAGCUACAGUACAAGCAGGAUUACUUCAAUGCAACCCAUUUCCCGGGGCUGCUUAAUCUGUUCGAUCCACUGAUGGCGCUGGUGAAGAAGAUGCACGAGGAAGAGAACGUUGUCGGGACGUCGUUCGAGCGCAUGGUAAUUGUACAGCUGAGCUACAUAGCGGUGCGCCAUCUCUCAAAGAUACUGACGCAGCACGACACCAAGAAGGUGCAGUCGGUGUUGGCCGUGCUGAUGAAGGAGUUGCAGGGCUACAAGAAACACUCCAACACGCAGAUACUGUCCUCGCUGAUCCUCUGCAUCGGUGAGCUGUGCAGUAACCUUGGACCGUACUCGAUCAACUUCCUGCCCCAGUUUAUGCCGAUGGUGAGCAAGUUUCUUAACGCUCAGCUACAAACGCGCGAACCGUUCGACAUUCUUACCUCCAGUAUUGUGCUGCUGACGGUGAAGAUUGUCGAUACGCUGGCACGAUUCAUUUCACCGUACCUGUGCGAUAUGCUGGUAGGCCUAACGAAGCUGUACGCGAUGAUCGAGCAAAAGAACGAUCCACGAUUGGCGAAUAUGAUGUCACGGUUGGGGAUGAUUUGGGACAAUCUUUCGAAUACGAUUUCACCGCGAGUUCUACUGCCAACGAUCGAGGAAACUUACCAUACGCUCGUUAAAGCCGGUGAGCUUACCGCCGUCGGACCACUGAUGGCACUACUCUCGACCAUGUUUAGUGGUAUGAAGUCGAGCAACUUUGCCACGAUUCGAAGCGAAGUGACGGACCUCUUCCUGACGGCUCUCCAGUUUCGGUGUUACAAUUCAUCCACAAACAAGUUUACGCUCGCAGCAAUCGAUGCGGCCGAAGCGCACGUUAUCAAGGCGUUUGUGGUGUUGAUACUGAAGCUGUCGGAAAGUACGUUCCGGCCACUGUUUUACCAAGUGUUCGAAUGGUCCAUCCGCGAAACGGCCAGCAAUGACCGAGCAAUAACGUUCUUCAAUUUGUGCUGCCACGUGGCGGAAGCGCUUAAGUCACUGUUCGUGCUGUUUGCCAGCGAUCUGAUAGCGAUUGCUGUCAAGCUGCUGAACGCAACGAAUGCGGCCAAGGUCGACGGAACAGAGGUGAAGGAGCUGCAUUUCGAGGUGGAAUCGAAAAACGUGACAUUGCUUCGCUACGUACUGAAGACGCUGUACUGCAUCGUGCUGUACGACAAUCAGAAUUUUAUCAAUGCGGUACGGUUCGAUAUGCUGCUCGGACCGGUUACGGACCAUCUGGAGAAUGAGCUUAUUAUCGGCGAGCAAGAAAUUCGCACCCUGGUAAUAGACGUUCUCGCACAGAUGGCUGUCGCGGUGAUGGAUGAUUCGCUGUGGCGUCAGCUAAAUUAUCAGGUGCUGAUGAAAACACGUAACAACGAUGCACAAGUCAGAUUAUUCGCACUGGAGGCAGGCACAGAAAUAGCGCGUAAGCUGGGCGAAAGUUACGCGCCGCUGCUACCGGAAACUAUACCCUUCCUGGCGGAACUGAUGGAAGACGAUAAUGAGGACGUUGAGAAAGCGGUGCACCAUUCAUGCCGUGAAAUUGGCCGUGCAACCGGUGAAGAUUUGCAGAAAUACUUCUAAAAGUAUAGA